Zymoseptoria tritici IPO323 is the source of this 1208-nucleotide messenger RNA. RefSeq lists its product as uncharacterized. The coding region runs from base 53 to 796 and encodes 247 amino acids. Gene Ontology annotation, cellular component: peroxisomal membrane. Gene Ontology annotation, biological process: peroxisome fission; regulation of peroxisome size. The transcript is spliced from 4 exons. NCBI's taxonomy places the organism in Eukaryota, Fungi, Ascomycota, Dothideomycetes, Mycosphaerellales, Mycosphaerellaceae. The record is from RefSeq and is a predicted model, not a curated record.
AUCAUCUCCGUCUUUCUUUCGUGUUGCUCCCUGCCGUCCCUUCUGGACGGAGAUGUUAGCCAGUCUCGCAGCCUACACAAGCGACGCUGCAGGAUUGGAAAAAUGCCUUCGUUUCUUACAGGCGAUCUGUACCAUUGCUCUUGGACUGCUGCACCCAUUCCAUUCGCAUGUUGAAGGGUUGAGGAGGGCAAAGGGACAUUUUGCUCUUGGUCGCCGGUACUUUCGCCUUUUGAAAUGGUAUCCAUGCAGCGUAGCCGCGCGCAAGUGCAUCGAAGGCAAUAACCAUCAGUCCCUUUCGGGGAAAGGGAAACCAUCAGCCAGGGAGACGUCGUCGAUGAGCAUACCAACUCUCCUCGACACCACAAAGUGGACGCUCUUAGCUCUGUACUUUUUCUUGGAGAUGUGGACUUUCACAAAUGCAAUGGGCGUCACGACCUUCACUUGGGGUACCAGAGUCCAACUGGAAGCGAACAAAUGCUGGUUCUACGCUAUUUGCGCUUCGAUUGCGCUGUCUCUUUACAGUCUGCUCUUUCCAGCUGCCAUAUCAAACAUCGCGCCUAGCAAGGCUACGGAUAGUGCAGCUCGCACAUCUCCACCCUCCAGCCAGUCGAAUCGUGCGAGCCAUUGGAGCCUCAUGACAGGCCUGCUCACCGAUGCAUGCGAUCUCCUCAUCCCGGGCUCAGCCAUCGGCUGGACUCCUGCUUCAGGCCUGGUUGUCGGAACAAGCAUGGCGAUUUCAACUCUGCUCAGCGGGCGAGUAAUUUGGGUCAAAGUCCAGCAAGAAAGGUCAAGCUGAGAUGUAGCUCCGCGACAGAGCCAAGCAGAAUCGUCAAGCUCAAGCCGCCACAGAUUUCGUCUCAGGGAUUGGCCCAUGCUUCUCCAUAACUUCACUUGCGACUUGCAGUACGUGCGCAUGCACGGACGAUGGAGCGCAGACGAGGCCAUAGUCUGGCAGAAGCAGGCACGUCAGUACAAUGACAAGACCCCGAAGGUAUGGCUAUACGUACUCGCAGCCAUCUUCCUCCCUUGCGAGAAGUCAAUCGCCUUGCCAUCCAAGUCUGUGACUUUCCCGCCAGCUUCCUCGAAGAUGAGGAUACCGCCCGCGUGGUCCCACCUGUUCGCCAACAUGUCAGCAUGAACGAUGUGGAAAGCGGCCUCGAUGGGAAAGCCAAAGGGUACUACGAACAUGUUACUCCUCCAGCUCGUAU